GAAGGAAAGAGAAGAGUUAAAAAUGACUCCAAAUAUGUUGCCUUGAAAAAUGGAUGAUGAUGGUGUUGUUCUGCCAGCCCUUGAUAGGGAUCAGGUCCUAGGAUGCAGGCUGAAUCAUAACCAGCUUUGGUAUUCCUGAGUGGGUGGCAGAAUCAGCAAAAGCGCCCACCCCAGUCCAAACCAGUUCCCACUACAAGGGGACCUCCUCCCCACAGAGGGUCGGCUUGCGAAUAACUGUGUCCAGGCCAGGAAGAAGUGCCUGGCCGAUCCCGCCUGCAGUGCUGCCUACCUACACCUGAAUUCCUGCAUGUCGAGUGUAAGUACCCCCUCAUCCGCAGAGGAGCCGUGGGUCCCUGCAGACUGUGUGGAGGCAGCACAGCUCCUGAGGAACAGCUCUCUGACGCGCUGCACCUGCCACAGGCGCAUGAAGAACCGAGCUGCCUGCCUGGACAUCUACUGGGCCGUUCACCCUGCCCGCAGCCUCGGUGACUACGAGCUAGAUGUCUCCCUCUAUGAAGACACAGCGACCAGAAAACCCUGGAAAAUGAAUCUCAGCAAACUGAACAUGCUCAAACCAGACUCGGAUCUCUGCCUCAAGUUCGCCAUGCUGUGCACGCUCAAUGACAAGUGUGACCGGCUGCGCAAGGCCUACGGGGAGGCAUGCUCGGGGUCCCGCUGCCAGCGCCACACCUGCCUGGGGCAGCUCCGCGCCUUCUUCGAGAAGGCGUCAGAGCCCCACGCGCAGGGCCUGCUGCUGUGCCCGUGCGCGCCCGCCGACCAGGGCUGCGGGCAGCGCCGGCGCAACACCAUCGCCCCCAGCUGCGCGCUGCCGCCUGGGGCCCCCAACUGCCUGGAGCUGCGGCGCCUGUGCCUCUCGGACCCGCUGUGCAGAUCACGCCUGGCAGAUUUUCAGACCCACUGCCAUCCCAUGGACAUCCUAGGGACCUGUGCCACAGAGCAGUCCAGAUGUCUGCGAGCCUACAUGGGGCUGAUUGGGACUGCCGUGACUCCCAACUUUGUCAGCAGUAUCAACACCAGUGUUGCCUUAAGCUGCACCUGCCGAGGCAGUGGCAACCUGCAGGAGGAGUGUGAGCGGUUGGAGGGGUCCUUCUCCCACAACCCCUGCCUCGCGGAGGCCAUCGCGGCGAAGAUGCGUUUCCAUAGCCAGCUCUUCUCCCGGGACCAGGCAGACUCUGCCCUUCCCGUGAUGGAACACCAGAACAAAAACCCUGCUGUGAGGCCUCAGACCUGGGUGCCCUGUGGUUUCUCUUACAUGCUCACCUUCAUUCUGCUCUGGAGCCUCUGGUAGCUGCACUUUCCCGGGGACCCUCUUCCCUUCUACCACACCCAGCCUGACCUGCAGCCCGCAAGGGGUGAGGAAAGGAUAGCAUCGGGAAGGGGGUGCAGUAAACAGUGUGGCAACCUUGACCCCAACCCACAUAACUUGUCAACUCCAGAUGAGGCCACAGUAGAAGCAACUAGCUGAGUUCUCAUUCCCUCCACUUCUGACUUAGGCUGCCUCUCCUUAGCACUCAGUGACCAUGGAGCAGCCACCU
This is a messenger RNA of Manis javanica (Malayan pangolin), 1556 nucleotides long. The record is from RefSeq and is a predicted model, not a curated record. NCBI's taxonomy places the organism in Eukaryota, Metazoa, Chordata, Mammalia, Pholidota, Manidae.